Messenger RNA from Microthlaspi erraticum, 552 nucleotides. Lineage: Eukaryota; Viridiplantae; Streptophyta; Magnoliopsida; Brassicales; Brassicaceae. The record is from the annotation of a GenBank genome assembly.
AUGGCCAGUCCUUGGUCAUCUUUGCUUAUGUUGGUCUUGGCCUUGUAUGCCAUUGCUGCUCACACAAGUGCCCAAUAUACUCCACCAUCACCGCCGCCGUAUGUUUAUAGCUCACCACCCCCUUCUCCCUAUGUUUACAAAUCUCCCCCUCCUCCUCCAUACGUCUACAGUUCUCCACCACCUCCUCCAUAUGUCUAUAGCUCCCCUCCACCACCUCCUUAUGUCUAUAGCUCCCCACCACCUCCUCCAUACGUCUAUAGCUCUCCACCACCCCCUCCAUAUGUUUACAAAUCGCCACCACCUCCUCCUUACGUUUACCAGUCACCCCCACCUCCUCCAUACGUCUACAGUUCUCCACCUCCUCCUCCUUAUGUAUACAAGUCACCACCACCUCCUCCAUAUGUCUAUAGCUCCCCACCACCUCCUCCAUACGUCUACAGCUCUCCACCACCACCUCCUUAUGUCUACAGCUCCCCACCACCUCCUCCAUUUUACAAGUCGCCAUCUCCUCCUCCCUACGUCUAUAGUUCUCCCCCUCCUCCAAUAUACUAA